ACCUCUCGGUUGCCAUUUGCGAGUCGUCCAUUCAGCCGUGCGGUGGUGUCCCAGUGAUCUUGCUGUCAUCCCGCGUUAUAUCGAGUCCGAAUCCGAAUCCAAGUUCCGACCACAAACAUGCUGCUGUGUCGCGUUGUGCUGGCACUGCUGCUACUUGUGCUACUCCACUACUGCCAGGCGGAGGAUGAAGGCGAAACCACCCAGCAUGGAGCAGUGCUGGUCUCCCUGGCUGAGACCAUGGCCAGAGCGGCAGGAUCGCAGCUCGUCCAAGCCGAUCCCUUCAUCUCGCGCAACCAGAAGCAGUGCUUUGAGACCCGCAGUCUGGUGUCCUGCAUCAAGUACAAGGCCAGCAAAUUGAUCUGGAAGCUGGCCACCAACAGCAUGGGCUUCUUCCCCAGCGAGUACGGGCGAGAUCUGGCCGGGGACAGAGGCCGCUGGCUGAGAUUAGUCCAGUUGGGCGAGCCCGCCGACGAGGUGGUCGUGUUCAACGACGCCAAGAGCUUGGAAGGUGACAGCGAACUGACGAUGAUUCUCAAGUUCCUGAAGAGGGCAGUGGAGACCUUUGGGCGAAACCACGGACUCCAACUGAGGCUGAACAGCGAGGGUGGAGCGAGAGUCAUGGAGGAAUCGGAAGCCCGAUUGAAGCGCAAGAAGAAGAAGUGGCUCAUCAUCCUGCCCCUCGUCAUCCUGAUGAAGAUCGCUCACCUGAAGAUGACUUUGGUGAGCAUGCUGAUGGGCGUGCUGGGCAUGAACGUGCUGCUGGUCGGCGGCGUGGGCUGGCUGAUCCACUACCUUAAGUACAAGACCAUGUGCAAGAUCCACCCGCACCUGGUGCAGACGCACUCGCACGUCUACGAGUCAGAUCCCUCGGACUACUCCCAGUUCGUGGGCAGCGGCAGCUACUCCAACUCGUACUCCCCGUACAGCUCCGGAUCGGGAGCUCCUCACGAGUUGGGCGGCAAUAGCUACAGCAAGGACUGGGCCACGAGUAAGGCCUACAACGCGCACAACUAUCUGGACACGAUCAGCAAGCGGAUACAGUAGGGGAUCCGAGGAACCAAACGGACUUGUGCCAACUAUACCGAAACCUAGUAAAUUGUUACUCGUCGCCGUCAUCGCGCCAUUAGCUUAGGUAAUUUAUUUGUAUCCUAAUAAAGAUAUAUAUUUUUUUUUUUAAUCUGCAAACCCA
Molecule: messenger RNA, 1189 nt
Organism: Drosophila mauritiana
Lineage: Eukaryota; Metazoa; Arthropoda; Insecta; Diptera; Drosophilidae
Exons: 3
Coding region: 118-1044 (308 amino acids)
Source: RefSeq, a predicted model, not a curated record